AUGAAUUUGAGAAAAUUCUCCUAAUAGACGUAUUUUAAAGCCAAAUGUUCGUAGCAAUAGAAGUAGAGAAAUAAGGGGGUGAAUUCUAAAAUCAUCUAACCUAAUAAUGAAUUUGAGAAGAAAGAUAUGAUAGAGUAGUUUGAAUAGAAUUAGAGCAAUCAAUAAACUUUGAUUAACUAAGAUACGAAUGAGAUGACUGUUUCAGAUUUCGACACAUCAACGAACAUGGAUAAAAAAUGUAAUGAUUACAUGAUUAAAGUAAUUAGCAAUCCAAGGACUUAAAGAAAACAUUUCUCACCAAUCUUUAGAACAAAAAAUAAUAUAAUAGAUCCACAUUCAAACAAAUUCUAAUUAUCUUUAUCUAGAGAAAAAUAGAUGAGCAAUGAUGCUAUUAGUUUGUGGGAUUCAAACUAAAGAGAAACCAAAUAAUCUUACAAUAGCUUAUAGUUUUAGGAGAAAUAAACAUUAAUCUGCAAAGGUUCAAAGAAAAAAUUAGAGAAAGGAAUCAAAAUAUAACAAGAGUUGGAUGACUUCCUCAAGUGUAGACAUUAAAACAUUUAAACUUCAUUUGAUUGUACGAAACUUAAAAAACUAGAAAAAAGGAAACUGCAUUCUAAAAUUAAUCUCGAAUAUCAAAUUGAUAAAAGCAUCGAUAAAUAGAACAAUGAAAAAGAAUGUUAAUUUAAUUAUAUUAAUAAUCCAACUCAAGAGAUAUAGACUGAAAUAAAUAAUUCUCAAGAACUAUAAGAAUAACCAAAAUCUAAAACCAGUACUUCCACCAAAAGUAAUCCUUUAAUUCCAAUCCACAUUAGAUAUCAAUACGAAAAAGAAUAUAAGGAAGCUAAAUAAAAAUAAUCCAGUCAAACUCUAAAGGAGUAAUAACAAUAAAAGAAAACUGUAAGCAAAGAUUAAAUAGCAGAGUUUUUUAAAGAAUAAUAAAUGUUUCUGAAAAAGAGAGCUGAAUUUUUUGAAAAGGAAUAUGAGAAAAAACUGUGGGAAGUUGCUCAAAAUGAAAGCGAAUUUCUUUAUACCCCAUUGUUGAAUGAAUAAUCUAGUAGAAUUUUAGAUAAAAAAUUAAAAGGAAAGAAUUUUGAUUAAAGAAUUGAAUAAUUCUAAUAAAAUAGAUAAAAUAAACUGGAUGAGUAAAUAUAAAACAUGAAACCAUCUUUCACACCGACAAUUAGCAAAAAGUCAAGAAAGAUUAUGGAGAACCCAAAAUAAAGACUUACUUUCCAAAAUGAAAAAAGUUUUCAAUAAUUAAAUUGGAGAGUAAAGACUUUGGAAGAAUAGUGA
Molecule: messenger RNA, 1293 nt
Organism: Paramecium tetraurelia
Lineage: Eukaryota; Ciliophora; Oligohymenophorea; Peniculida; Parameciidae
Exons: 4
Source: RefSeq, a predicted model, not a curated record